Messenger RNA from Podospora pseudopauciseta, 899 nucleotides. RefSeq lists its product as uncharacterized. The record is from RefSeq and is a predicted model, not a curated record. NCBI's taxonomy places the organism in Eukaryota, Fungi, Ascomycota, Sordariomycetes, Sordariales, Podosporaceae. The coding region runs from base 129 to 899 and encodes 256 amino acids. Gene Ontology annotation, molecular function: oxidoreductase activity, acting on the CH-OH group of donors, NAD or NADP as acceptor. The transcript has 3 exons.
AGGGGUCACAGUCUGGCCUCUCUACCUUGAGGCAUCCCUUCCCUUGCAGCAGGCUGAAAGUUUGACUGCACAUCCUGUACAUCCAUCUCCCUGGCCGAGUCUGUGAGCGAUACGGACAGCCUAACGCCAUGUUUUCCCUCAAAGAUCACACUGCCCUCGUGACCGGCGGAACGCGGGGUAUCGGGCAAGCUGUCGCCAUUGCACUCGCCGAAGCCGGUGCAGAUGUCAUUUUGGUCCAGAGAAAUGCAAAGGACGAAGAGACAGCAACCGCCAUCCGGAAACUGGGGCGCAGAGUUACAGUCGUUGCGGCAGACCUCAGUUCUCCUGCAGAGGUGAAGAGGAUCGUUCCCGAGCUACUAGACGAGGGCCGGGAAAUACGCAUACUGGUCAAUUGCGCCGGCAUCCAGCGGCGGUACCCCUGCGAGGAGUUCCCAGAUGAGGACUUUAACGAAGUCAUUCAGGUCAACCUCAACAGCGUCUUUACCCUCUGUCGGGAUAUUGGUGCUCACAUGUUGACGCUUGAGCCCUCGCCCGUCACUGGCCGCAAGGGAUCCAUCAUCAACUUUGCUUCUCUGCUCACCUUCCAGGGAGGACUCACCGUGCCGGCUUAUGCUGCUUCGAAAGGAGCUGUUGGGCAGCUCACCAAGAGCUUUGCCAACGAGUGGACAUCCAAGGGAAUCACGGUGAACGCCAUUGCGCCUGGAUACAUCGAGACGGAAAUGAACACUGCGCUGCUGAACGACAAGCAGAGGCUGGCGAGUAUCAGCGCGAGGAUACCGGCCGGAAGGUGGGGCACCCCUGAAGACUUCAAAGGGACAGCCGUAUAUCUAGCCAGCAAAGCAAGUGCAUAUGUGAGCGGUCAUGUCCUCGUUGUCGACGGCGGAUGGAUGGGUCGGUAA